This is a messenger RNA of Didymodactylos carnosus, 4923 nucleotides long. Lineage: Eukaryota; Metazoa; Rotifera; Eurotatoria; Philodinida; Philodinidae. The record is from the annotation of a GenBank genome assembly.
AUGAUGUUUUUUCCAUCAAUUCUGUUGAUAUUGUUAACACAUUUUAAUUAUGUACAAUGUGCAACCACAUGCAAUCGAGGACAAUAUUUAGAUAAUACUAAUUGUUAUAAUUGUGAACCAGGUUAUUAUUGUCCAGAUGGUGUACGACAAAUACCUUGUAGUCCAGGAACAUAUCAGGAUGAUUAUCAAUCAUCAAGUUGUGCUAGUUGUUCAAGUGGUUAUUAUACAACACUCUAUAAUUCAACGAAAUGUUUGAUUUGCCCAAUUGGGAAGAUGUGUCCAAACAAUGAUCGAGAUCCUAUUACCUGUCCAGCUGGCACUUAUCAGAAUUCUGCUGGCAGUACAACAUGUGUACAAUGCAGCCAAGGUUAUUACAGUACAUCCCCAAAUUCAUUGGAAUGUCAAAUAUGUCCGAAAGGAAGUGAAUGUCCGCGACCGGACCAGGGACCUUUGUUGUGUCGUCCAGGAACAUAUUCCUAUGAUUAUGGAGCUUAUGCUUGUCAAACGUGCACAAGUGGCACGUAUACGACUCAGAGUGGUACUGUUUCAUGUGUCGCCUGCCCAAAAGGAAACGAAUGUCCGAGAGCCGAUCAGCCACCUUCACCGUGUCGUCCUGGAUCAUUCGCAGGAAGCGAUGGAUUAACGUCGUGUACUGCAUGUUCACAAAACUAUUAUGCCACAAAAAGUGGACAAGUCGCUUGUCAGCUGUGCCCCGUGGGUUUUGACUGUUUACAACGUGAUCAGGAUCCACGACCGUGUCCGGCUGGAUACAGUCGAGAUUAUAGCCAAACAUCAUGUACAAAAUGUUCGAGUGGUACUUAUGCAAAAAAUAUAAGUUCAUCUCGUUGUGACUCAUGUCCAGCUGGAAAUGAAUGUCCUUCCGCCGAUCAGUUACCAUCUCCAUGUCGUGCUGGUACAUACGCAUCAAGUAUGAACACAGCAACAUGUUCAAAAUGUCCAUCAGGCUACUAUACAACAAAAACAGGUAGUGUGCAAUGUGACAUUUGCUCAAGAGGAAGUUCUUGCGCAAGUCCAGAUCAAGCACCCAUGCUCUGUCCACCUGGUACAUACAGUGGUUUAAAAACUACAAUGUGCUCAAAAUGUACGCAGGGUUACUACACAGUGACGAACGGAUCAAUCGAUUGCAAUAUUUGUCCGAGUGGUUAUCAAUGUUUAAGUAGUGAUAAAGCACCAACCCCGUGCCCAGCAGGAACUUACUCAAAUUAUGGUAGUACCACAUGUCUAUCGUGCAGCAGAGGAUAUUACGCUGUUUCACCCAGCUCUUCAUCAUGUUUACCAUGUGCACCCGGUUACUAUUGUGAUGAUGUGACGAUGUGUCCAAAACAAUGUGCAAAAGGAAUGUAUUCUGAUUCAGGUGUUGUCACAUGUUCUCAGUGCACUAAAGUCAUCAAUGAACUUAUUCGUAGAAAAUUCGAUUGGGAAUUUGUAUUCAAUUGGGAAUCAGAAAUUGUAAACAAGGACUUGGUAAUGAUAUCAGUAUUUGGUAAUGAAAUUGACUUUUCUAUUGUUCAGCUAAUCAUCAAUAAUUUUCAUUUCGAUUAUCACGAUAACAAAACAAUAGAUGAAAUUAUUGAAGCUUUUGCGGAAGAAGUUGAUAUGGAGGGUAUUGAGUAUACAAUAAUUAAAUUAUUAUUAUUAUCAAAUACUAAAUUUCAUUAUUACAUUUUCUUUGCCGUAGAUAUCAAAUAUCAAAAUACGAUCGAUAUUAAAUUAGAGACACUCGAUAGACGCCUGAACAAUGACUCUGUGGACACAAAUUUUAAUGACGUCAAUACAAUUCAAUCUAUGUCAACUAUUACAUUUGAAAGAGAUACCGACAGCGACACGAACUCUGUUAUUAUUAUGGAUAAUGAAAUUGACAACAAUCCAAUACCUCAAUUUCAUCGUCUCUAUCCAUAUUCUCGCUUUGAUGGCUAUGCAAAUGAAGGUCACACUCAAAAUUGGACUAUGAUCGUUUUGGAAAAUGCCUAUAUUAAACUAUGGAUAUGUCCUGAAAUUGGAGGUAAAAUAUGGGGAGCUCGAGAAAAAUCGACUGGGAAAGAUUUUAUCUAUUUCAAUCAUGUUGUUAAAUUUCGUGAUGUUGCCAUGCGAGGCCCAUGGACAUCGGGUGGAAUUGAAUGGAAUUUUGGUAUUAUCGGACAUUCACCAUCAUGUUCAGCACCAGUCGAUUAUUUCUGGAAAAAAAAUGAAAAUAAACAAAUUGUAAGCUGUACAGUGGGUACAACGGAUUGGUCAUCACAAACAACAUGGCGUGUAGAAAUAUGUUUAGAAAAAGAUAAAACUUAUUUUCAAACGCGUACAUGGUGGUUCAAUAAUACGGCACAAGAUCAGUCAUACUAUCAGUGGACAAAUGUUGGAAUUAAAACAAAUGGAAAUCUCGAAUAUAUAUUUCCAGGAAAUAGACAUUUAGGACAUGACGGUCGUCACUUCUCUUGGCCCUAUGAUGAGUUGAACAAACAUCAAAUAUCUUUUUAUAAUCAAAACGAUUUUGGCGAAUAUAAAUCGUAUCAUGUCUAUGGUACAAUUACUAACUUUUGGGGUUGUUAUUGGCACGAAGAUAAUUUUGGUUUUGGACAUUAUUCAUUGUAUGAUGAUAAAGUGGGUAAAAAAAUAUGGAUUUGGGGUUUAUCUCGGUAUGGCAUGAUAUGGGAAGAUUUGUUAACUGAUGAAGACGGUCAAUAUUCUGAAGUACAAGCGGGCAGAUUGUUUAAUCAAACAGUGGCGUCAAGUUCAAAAACACCAUUUAAACAUCGAACAUUUUCACCUUAUACAUUAGAUAAAUUUGAUGAAUAUUGGUUUCCAAUUAAAAAUAUUCAAGGACUUACGCACGCUUGCAAACAAUUAUCAUUUAAAAUAAAUGAAUAUUCAAUUCAAAUAUGUGCAAAUGAAUAUUUAAAUCAAACAUUAAUGUUGAAGUUUGAGCAUGACAUCUUAUUCAAACAUAAACUGGAUUUAAAACCAAUGCAAACAAUUGAUCUAAAAUUUCCAAAAUUACAGCAAAGUCAACUAAAACAGGUCAGCAUAUAUUUAAAUGACGAACUGAUUUAUGAUGCCCUACAAUUACAUUAUGUACUAAAACGUCCUGUUAAUGUUCCUCAAAAUUUUGAUAUUAACUCGUUACAAUCGUUAUCCAUUCAGGGACAAGAAUGGGAACGUCAACGUUUAUUUCAAUUUGCCGUUGAUACAUAUAAAAAAUGUUUACAAAUUGAUCAGAAUUAUAUUCCAGCUUUAAAUGGUCUAGCCGGUAUUUAUUAUCGUCAUACUAAAUAUAACGAUGCAAUUGAACUUCUAAUACGUGUUUUAUCUAUUGAUACAUACAAUUCACGAGCAAACUAUUUAUAUGGUUUAACAAAUGUAAAAUUAGGAAAUAUAUAUGAUGCCCGAGAUGGUUUUUCUCUAUCGAGUCAAUCAAUUGACUAUCGUUGUUCAUCUUAUAUUGAAUUGAGUAAAAUAGAAAUAAGAGAAAAACAAUUUAACAAAGCAUUAGAUUAUAUUGAAAAAGCACUUGACAAUGAUAAAUAUAAUUGGCAAGCAUUACAGUUAAAAGUAUUGUUAGAUUUAAAUUAUGUGGAUAUAGCACUUGAACAAAAUCCAUUAAAUCAUAUGUUUCGCUAUGAAAAAUAUAAACAAAAUGCCGAUAGUUUUCAAUCGGGAAUACAAACAGAAUUGAAACAUCAAGUUUAUCUUGAAUUAGCUACAUGGUAUUAUGAUUUGAAGAAAUAUUCGGAUUCAAUUCAAAUAUUAACAUUAGCUUUAUCAGCUUCUGUCAAUUAUCCAUUAAUUCAAAUUUGGAAAGCAUUUUUAUUAGACAAAAUUGAUAAUAAUUCUCAAUUAUCAAAUGAUUUAUUAAAUGAGGCUGUGUUAAUGGAAUCAGAUUAUGUGUGUCCUCAUCGUCAAGAAGAUGUUGAUAUACUAAAAUGGGCAAUAGAAAAAAAUUCAAAUUGGAAAUUAAAAUAUUAUUUAGCAUUGCUCAAUAUCCACAUGUUACAGGAUAGUGAGGCAUUAACUUUACUAUUAUCUUGUUCACCUGCUGAUGCUAAUGAUCAUUAUUAUCCAUUCUAUAUCGUACGAGCUAUGCUUCUUAAAAAACUAAAUAAUGAUACGAAAGCUUGUGAAAAUGAUUUGAUAAUAGCAACUGAAACAAAAAAUUGGCGCACAGUAUUGACAUUAUCAAAAUUCUAUGAAAAUAAUAAUAAUUGGCUCAAAGCAUUGGAAAUUGUCAGAUCAUUGUACCAUGAGAGUGAUCAAAAUUAUUAUGCUAGUUUACAAUUAGCCAAAUGUCUAAUGUAUACAAAAGAGUACGAAAAUGCCAUUGAUUUGAUGAAAAAUAAAUUUUAUAUAUUGCCAAAUGAAGGGACAUUGCUUGGGCGGUAUAUUUGGCGUGAAACACAUUUAUAUGCUGCAUUAGAAACAAUCAUAGCAAAUAAUUACUCGAAAGCACUCAUUUAUAUUAAUGAAGCUCGAAAAUGGCCGGAAAAUUUAGGUGUGGGAAAACCGUACGAUGUUGAUGAACGUUUAGAAGAUUUUCUAGAAUUAUGCUGUAUUCAACAGAAUCAUGAUGAAAAAUUAAUUUUAGAAAAAAAAAUUAUGAAUUAUCGAAUCAAUUAUCCUCAUCAAUUAUUUAAAUCUAGCGAUCUCCUUACCAUUUUCAUACUUAAAAAACAGGGAUAUAUAGAAAAGGCAAAGGAAUUAAUGGACAAAUGGUUGAAACAGGAUAAUUCAAUGACUGUCCGUUGGAGUGAAGCUGUAUUAAACAAUGAUAAAACGGGAACUAGUGCUAUUUGUAGUGAAACUGAAGAAACCAUCGAUUCGAAAGAAGCAUUACCAUAUGAAACAGUAUUUGAAGAUAGAGAAUUUUCAUUUAUAAAACAACUUUACCAAGUAGGAUUACUAAGACUGUAA